CACCGGGCGGCUGCGUCAGGAGGGCACAUUCCACUCUGCGCAAUUACGCGGACUCUUAACUGGCACAGUGAUCAGAGAAAAUCCAACCGGCUAUUUCUGCAGCUACUGAACUUCAUAAGGUUGACAUGGACUUUUAAUCAGGUCGUCCUGGUACAUCCGAGGACUUGCUUCGUGCACUUUAAUGCAGUUUACGAUACAACAGCUUUGAAUGUUAUGAUAUGAUUUAAACGCAUGUGCUCUGAGCACAGCUUUGAGUAGUUGUCUUAUAAAUAGACACUUUUUUUCUUUUUAAAUAGCUUCUUUCUUCUCUAAAAUUGGCUCCCGUACAAACAGCCGCGUUGGAUCCCUCGGCGUAUUGCGAGACUCCGGUGUAUAACCCGGAUCUCUGCCCUAAUAUGAUAGCCGCCCAGGCAAAACUGGUGUAUCACCUCAACAAAUACUACAACGAGAAAUGCCAAUCUCGGAAAGCCGCCAUCUCCAAGACCAUCCGGGAGGUGUGCAAGGUGGUAUCGGAUGUCCUGAAGGAGGUCGAGGUGCAGGAGCCCCGCUUCAUCAGCUCUCUCAGCGAGAUGGAUAAUCGUUUCGAGGGACUGGAGGUCAUCUCACCCACCGAGUUCGAAGUUGUGCUCUAUCUGAAUCAGAUGGGAGUAUUCAACUUUGUGGAUGACGGCUCUCUCCCGGGCUGCGCCGUGCUCAAGCUCAGCGACGGCCGCAAGAGAAGCAUGUCUCUCUGGGUUGAAUUCAUCACAGCCUCCGGUUACCUCUCAGCGCGCAAGAUUCGCUCCAGAUUUCAGACACUAGUGGCGCAGGCAGUGGAUAAAUGCAGCUACAGAGAUGUUGUCAAAAUGGUCGCUGACACAAGCGAGGUGAAGUUGCGCAUUAGAGACAGAUAUGUGGUGCAAAUCACGCCGGCUUUCAAGUGCACUGGGAUCUGGCCACGCAGUGCUGCGCACUGGCCUCUCCCUCACAUCCCCUGGCCGGGACCUAACCGAGUGGCUGAAGUCAAAGCGGAAGGUUUCAAUCUUUUAUCCAAAGAGUGCUACUCCCUGAACGGCAAGCAGAGCUCAGCAGAGAGCGACGCCUGGGUCUUGCAGUUCGCCGAGGCCGAGAACCGGCUCCUUCUGGGCGGAUGCAGGAAGAAGUGUUUGUCAGUCCUCAAAGCCGUACGCGACCGGCACCUCGAACUGCCUGGAACGCCCCUCAACAACUACCACAUGAAAACUUUGGUUGCCUACGAGUGUGAGAAGCAUCCCAGGGAGUCAGACUGGGAUGAGAAUUGCCUCGGCGACCGCCUCAACGGGAUACUAUUGCAGCUUAUUUCAUGUUUGCAGUGCAGAAGGUGCCCGCAUUAUUUUCUGCCCAAUUUAGACCUGUUUCAAGGAAAACCUCACUCUGCUCUAGAGAACGCAGCCAAACAGACUUGGCGACUGGCAAGAGAAAUACUGACCAACCCAAAAAGCUUGGAGAAACUCUGAGGUAAAAAUAUGUUAGUGAACAUCGUCUUAACAUUUGUGUUAAAGAGGCCUAACCAGCUCAUAAACGGACACAAAUAUUGCCAAACAAUUUGCAGAAUCUCGUAAAAUGUGACUGUCCUCCGAUGUUGAGUAUGUUUUGGCCAAGCCUGUUUUAAAACAAAUUUUUAUUACACUGAGUUCAGUUUGCCAUUUUCCCUGUGCGCCCUUUGGCGCUGUCAGAAUUUAGGAGCAAGUCUAAAUAACUGGCCACCUUUAAUCCAGGAGGCCAGCUCUCUCCGUGCCACUAAAUCUUUUUCUAAAAUGCUUUAAAAUAAAGCUCCCAGACAAACUUUGACAAAUAAAAAUAAAAAUACACACCUGUACAUUUUAUACUGUAAAUACAUUCAUAGAUUGUGAUUCAAGUGGUCUGAAAUUGUGAAUGUUGUUCUGUGACACGUAAAUAGGAUCCACCUGUUUAAAUCUACUUCUGAACUUUUCUUUAUCUGCUAGAAACCUUUUUUAAUUUAUACUUGCAUCCGUGGUAGUCUGACUCAUCUGUCUCGAUGGACAUUGUCUCAUUUUUGAAAGUUUACAUUUGAUGGUAGGCGUACACGACAUUUGUUACAUUGAAAACAUUCCAUCAAUUUACUUGAAAUAUUAUUUAAAGUACUCGAACAUUUUUGGUUGUUGUUUCUUUACCAUGUUUAGGCCUACAUGACAAAAAAUGAAAAUGAGAACAUAUAUAUAGUAUAUAUAUAUAACAGUUUAAAUGAAAAAAAAAUGCACUUGAAAAACACUGGAUUAUAACAUCUGUGAUCUGAUUUUUUUAUUUCUGUCUUUGAUCUAAUUUAAAGAGCUAAUAAAACGAGC
This is a messenger RNA of Notolabrus celidotus (New Zealand spotty), 2324 nucleotides long. It is a transcript of the gene mab21l1, whose product is annotated as mab-21-like 1. The record is from RefSeq and is a predicted model, not a curated record. Lineage: Eukaryota; Metazoa; Chordata; Actinopteri; Labriformes; Labridae. Bases 396 to 1475 code for a protein of 359 amino acids. The transcript has a single exon.